AUGUCUGAAUUUCAGUUUGUCGGUGACGUAAGUGAAUUAAGUGUCGAACAAAAGAAUUUGAUUGGCAAUGUGUUGAAAGAGAGAGGAUUUAAAAAUGUCAAAGUUGAAGUACUACCAGUGGGUAAUGCAGGAGACAACUACGUAGCCAAUGUGCAAAGAAUUAGCGUAGAAAAGAACGGUGAAAGUUUUAAGAUGAUUGCCAAAGUGGCUCCCAAGAAUGACAUGAAGCGCACUCUUGGAAAUAUUCGCCUUUUAUUCCAAAACGAGAAUGUCAUGUACACCGAAGUACUACCUAAGUUUACUGAAUUAGAAAAAGCCGCAAAUAUUCCAGAGAAGGAAAGACUUAGAUACGCAAUUUGUUACGGGACGUACUUGGAAGAACCAAAUGAAAUAAUUCUUCUACAAGACUUAGAAGUACCUGGCUUCAAAAUGCUAGACAGGUUCAGCUCAUUGGCGGAUGACAAUGUGAGAAUGGUUCUUAAAAACUUCGCUAAUCUACAUUCCCUAUCGUAUGUUUUGAAGUACAAAGAACCUGAGACGUUUGAAAAAUUUACAAAAGGACUUGCCAAUUUCUGGCUCAUAUUAGUCGAUGUUCCUGAAAUUACUGGUUGGUUUACUCAGAUUGAUGCCGACGUGCAAACGUUAUUAGAUGAUGAUAAAUACAAGACAGCGGUGAAAAAUGCAGCAGGCCAGAUGAUUCCACGAGCCGCGAAGCUGGCUAAAAUAGAUGCUGACUCAAAAUUCUCCGUAAUUCAACAAGGAGAUGCUUGGACUAACAACAUUAUGUUCAAAAUAGAGAAUGACAUAACUGUGGAAUGCUGCAUGAUCGAUUACCAAGCCUCAAAACUUAGUAGUCCCGUCGCUGACAUUCAGUACAUGAUCUUCAAUUGCACCGAUCACGCUACGAGAACGAAUAAUUACUAUGAUUGGAUCGAUUAUUAUCACUCGCAAUUGGACAAAAGCUUGGGCAACUAUGGACUUAAGGCUAACUUUGUUUAUCCUAGAGACCAGUUCGAUGCAGACUUAAGAAGGUUUGCCAAAUUCUCUCUUGGCCAAGCUGUAAUGGCAGCUACAAUUAUGGUCAGAGAGACAGCUGACGCAACUAAAUUGAAAGAUGCGAUGAAUAACGUAGAUGGUAAAAAAUCUACUCAGGAAAUUGCCGAUCAAGUUAAAAUAUCAGCUUCAGAUCCGGAAACGAUAAACAAAUGUAAAACUAAAAUUGAAGGAUUGGUUCUUGAAGAACGCGGAUUUAAAAACGUAAAAAUUGAUAUACAACCUGUAGGUCAAAUAGGCGAUAACUUUGUAGCUAAUGUGAAAAGAAUUACCGUGGAGAAGGAUGGUGAAACCUUUAAGAUGAUUGCUAAAGUCGCUCCAAGGAGUCAUAUGCAGCGCGUUAUUGGGAACUCGCGUCUUUCAUUCCUAAACGAGGAUAUUAUGUACACCCAAGUGUUAGCAAAAUUUAGUGAAUUAGAAAAAGCUGCAGAUAUUCCAGAGAAAGAAAGAUUUAGAUAUGCAGCUUGCUACGAGACAUACAUGGAAGAACCAAAUGAAAUUAUUCUACUUGAAGAUUUACAAGUAUCUGGGUACAAAAUCCUAGAUAAAUCAAAGUCAUUGACAGAUGAAAAUGUGAGAUUGGUUCUUAAGAAUUUCGCUGUUUUACAUUCUUUGUCAUAUGUUUUGAGGUAUAAAGAACCUGAGACAUUUGAAAAGUUUUGUAAAAGUCUUAUCAAUUUUUGGUCAGUAAUGGCCAACGCUCCUGAAAUCAUUAAUUGGUUUACCCAGAUAGACGCUGAUGUUCAAAUGUUAUUAGAUGACGAUAAAUACAAGAAAGCAGUAAAAAAUGCGGUAACUAAAAUGCUUAAUCAAAUUGUGAAAUUGUCUGCAUUGGACAUUAACUCGAAACACUCCGUCAUCCAACAAGGAGACCCUUGGACAAAUAAUAUCAUGUUCAGACUUGAGAACGAUAGAAGCGUGGACUGCUGUAUGAUCGACUACCAAAUUUCCAAGCAGAGUAAUCCUGUCGCCGACUUACAUUACAUGAUCUUUAAUUGCACCGACUACGCUACGAGAGCGAAACAUUUCCACGAUUGGAUCGAUUAUUAUUACUCACAAUUGGAUAAAAGCUUGGCCAACUUUGGACUAAAGGCCAAUUACGUUUAUCCUAGAGAUCAAAUCGAUGCAGACUUAAGAAGAUUCGCUAAGGUCUCACUUGGCCAAGGUGUUAUGUUAAGUACAAUGCUGGUCAGAGAUAACACACAAGCUGCCGAUGUAAAAAAAGCAAUGAGUUCAGUAGAUGGCAAUUCGAGUGCAGAGGAUAUCACCAAUGCAACCGGACAAAUGCAAUUAUCAACUACAAAUUCUGAAACAAUUGAGAAAUUUAAAGUUAAAUUGCACGGACUUGUUGAUAGUUUUAUUGAAUUUGGGUAUUUGUAAUUACUUCAGUUUACUUUAAAAUACUUUAAAAUAGUUAAAUUUACGUGUUCAGAUGAAUGAAAAUGAAAGACGUUAUUAUUUAUUUCUUUAUAAGUUUUAUGUUAUAAUUCAGAAUUGUUUAUUUCUAUUUUUA
Messenger RNA from Hyposmocoma kahamanoa, 2566 nucleotides. RefSeq lists its product as uncharacterized. Bases 1 to 2433 code for a protein of 810 amino acids. The record is from RefSeq and is a predicted model, not a curated record. NCBI's taxonomy places the organism in Eukaryota, Metazoa, Arthropoda, Insecta, Lepidoptera, Cosmopterigidae. The transcript has 4 exons.